Musa acuminata subsp. malaccensis (wild Malaysian banana) is the source of this 6533-nucleotide messenger RNA. Its product is annotated as protein REDUCED CHLOROPLAST COVERAGE 2. Gene Ontology annotation, molecular function: protein binding. Gene Ontology annotation, biological process: organelle organization. NCBI's taxonomy places the organism in Eukaryota, Viridiplantae, Streptophyta, Magnoliopsida, Zingiberales, Musaceae. The record is from RefSeq and is a predicted model, not a curated record. Gene Ontology annotation, cellular component: cytoplasm.
UAAAAUGAGAGGCCCCAAAUCCACACAAAGCUCCUCCCCAACACCCAAACACCCCCCUCCCCACCUCUCUCUAUCCCUCCAAGGCUUAAACCUCCAGGUGCGAGCAGAAUCCAUAAAACCUUAUCCUCUAUCCACUCACCUCAUCUCCUCUAUACCGUAUACCUCCUCUUCACCUACCUCCCCACCCUUCUCUUCCUCCCUUCAUCGCCCUCACUCGGCAUCUUUCUCUCUCUUUUCCUUUUCGCCUACCUUUAGCUUUCAUUCUUUCCUAAACAUUCCCUUGUUCAAAAGCUGCACCUUGGUUUCUUUCUUUUGCUUCUCUUGAAUUCCAAUUCCCGGCCGUGCCAGUGAGUUACAGUUGGAGUGCCGCUGCAGCGAAGAAGAGGAAGAACCGUGACGCCAGAUGGCUCCCAAGUCUGGGAAGGCGAAGCCUCACAAGGCCAAAGGGGAGAAGAAGAAGAAAGAAGAGAAAGUUUUGCCGACGGCACUGGACAUCACGGUGGAGACACCGGACUACACGCAGCUCACGCUCAAGGGCAUAUCGACGGACAAGAUCCUCGACGUUCGCAAGCUGCUGGCGGUACACGUGGACACCUGCCACCUCACCAACUUCUCUCUCUCCCACGAGGUGCGAGGAAGCGGGCUGAAGGACACGGUGGAGAUCGUCUCGCUCAAGCCCUGCCACGUCAGCGUCGUGGAAGAGGAGUACACGGAGGAGCUCGCCGUCGCCCACAUCCGCCGCCUGCUCGACAUCGUUGCCUGCACCACCGCCUUUGGAGCGGCCCCGCCGAGGCAUGCCGGAGGCACGGCGGCGCUGUCUUCGGGCAGCAUCGAAAAGGGCGACACCAAGCCCGGCGACACUGCGAAGGCGGCCGAGACAAUUAGCGAGGCGCCCAAGACCGAAGCAACCGCAGGCAGCCCGAAGACCAAGGCCGGGAGCAAGAAGCCCGAUUCUCCAACAAGUGCCACCGCAGGGGCCGCUGCUUAUAAGGACGAGCCCUUGUACCCUCCGCCCAAGCUCGGCCAGUUUUACGACUUCUUCUCCUUCUCCCACCUUACGCCGCCGCUACAAUAUGUGAGGAGGUCGUCGCGACCGUUCGUGGAGGACAAAAGAGAAGAUGAGUUCUUUCAGAUCGAUGUGAAGAUUUGCAAUGGGAAAGUGGUGACGGUGGUUGCAUCUCGAAAUGGGUUCUACCCAGCUGGGAAAGGGGCGCUUUUAAGCCAUUCGUUGGUUGCCUUGUUGCAGCAAAUUAGCCGGGCUUUUGAUGGUGCAUACAAGUCCCUGAUGAAAGCUUUUGUCGAGCACAACAAGUUUGGAAAUCUUCCUUAUGGAUUUAGAGCAAACACUUGGGUGGUUCCUCCUUCAGCUGCAGAUUCGCCGUCGGUUUUUCCUCCUCUUCCUACAGAGGAUGAAACUUGGGGUGGAAAUGGUGGCGGUCAGGGACGAGAUGGCAAGCAUAAUCAGAGGCCAUGGGCGAACGAAUUUGUAAUCCUUGCAGCGAUGCCUUGUAAAACACCUGAGGAGAGACAGAUCCGUGAUCGGAAGGCCUUCCUUCUUCACAGCUUAUUUGUUGAUGUGGCUGUUGUCAAAGCUGUUGAGGCUAUUCAGCAUCUACUAUUCAAACAUGAUUGCUCAAAUGAAGCACCAAAUGACCCCUAUGCUGCAAUUUUACAUGAUGAACAAGUAGGGGAUUUAAGAAUCACAGUCACGAAAGACAAAGCUGAUGCAAGUGCUAAAUUGGAUGUCAAAUUGGAUGGAAUUCAAGCUCAAGGAAUGUCUUCUAAGGAUCUUUGUCAGAGAAAUUUACUCAAGGGAAUAACGGCUGAUGAGAGUGCGACUGUUCAUGAUACUUCCACUAUGAGUGUGGUGGUCAUUAGACAUUGUGGUUAUACGGUUGUUGUCAAAGUUCCAGUUGAAGCUGGUUUAGAUGUAGUUCCUGUAACAGAGCAGGACAUUUAUAUUGAAGAUCAGCCUGAGGGAGGUAGCAACUCCUUAAAUGUCAAUAGCUUGAGGAUGCUGUUACACAAGUCCACUUCAUUCUGUGGAGCCCAGAAGUCUCAAUGUGCAGAUUUAGAAGAUCUGCAGUCCUUCAGGUCCUUAGUGCGAGAAGUAUUAGCAGAUAGUCUGCAGAGGUUACAAGAAGAAGCUACCCAACAGAGAAUGUCAAUAAGAUGGGAGCUAGGAGCUUGCUGGGUGCAGCAUUUACAGAAUCAAUCUUCAGGAAAAACUGAAUUGAAGAAAAGUGAGGACAGUAAAGUUGAAACAACAGUAAAAGGUCUUGGGAAACAAUUUGGUCAGCUGAAACAAAUUAAGAAGAAGAUAGAUGAUAAGGGUUGGAAAACUGAUUCUGCCAAGGAAAAUUCUUGUGCUGGCAUGGACGCGGAUGGUGCCAGUCCUAGGGAGGAUAAGGAAAUGGCAUUGCACAAGUUGCUUCCUGAAGCAGCAUACUUACGCCUCAAAGAAUCUGAAACUGGCCUUCAUGCUAAGUCACCAGAUGAGUUGAUUGAGAUGGCACAGAGAUACUAUGAGGAUAUUGCCCUGCCAAAGUUGGUAGCAGACUUUGGUUCACUCGAACUGUCUCCUGUUGAUGGAAAGACAUUGACGGAUUUUAUGCAUACCAGAGGUUUGCAGAUGUGUUCACUAGGACGUGUGGUUGAACUUGCAGACAAGCUGCCUCAUGUGCAGUCCCUUUGUCUACAUGAGAUGAUAGUUCGAGCUUAUAAGCAUAUACUUCAGGCUAUUAUUGCAGCGGUUGGUGAUAUAACUGACAUGGCUGGGACAAUAGCGUCUUGUUUGAAUAUUUUGCUUGGAUCACUGCCAGCAGAUAAUGCAGAUAUUAACUUAGACAAUGACUAUCAUCUCAAGCAAAAGUGGUUAGAAAGUUUCCUUUUAAAGAGAUUUGGAUGGAGAUUGAAAAACAAGGACUGCCAUGACUUGAGGAAGUAUGCAAUCUUACGUGGGCUUUGCCACAAGGUAGGACUUGAGCUAGUUCCUAGGGACUAUGAUAUGGAAACUCCACAUCCUUUUAGGAAGUCAGACAUUAUCAGCAUGAUUCCUGUAUACAAACAUGUUGCAUGCUCAUCAGCCGAUGGGCGCACUUUGCUGGAAUCAUCUAAGACUUCCUUAGACAAAGGAAAACUAGAGGAUGCUGUUAACUAUGGGACCAAGGCAUUGGCAAAACUAGUUGCAGUGUGUGGUCCUUACCACAGAAUGACAGCAGGUGCAUACAGCCUUUUGGCUGUAGUUCUCUACCAUACUGGUGACUUCAACCAGGCAACCAUCUACCAGCAAAAAGCUCUCGAUAUCAAUGAGAGGGAACUUGGUCUUGAUCAUCCAGAUACAAUGAAAAGCUACGGUGAUCUUGCUGUUUUCUACUAUCGUCUUCAACAUACAGAACUAGCACUGAAGUAUGUUAACCGUGCUUUGUACCUAUUACACCUGACUUGUGGCCCUUCACAUCCUAACACUGCUGCCACAUACAUCAAUGUGGCAAUGAUGGAAGAAGGCUUGGGUAAUGUGCAUGUUGCUCUAAGGUACCUGCAUGAGGCACUAAAGUGCAACCAAAGACUUCUUGGAGCUGAUCAUAUACAGACUGCAGCCAGUUAUCAUGCUAUUGCCAUUGCUCUGUCUUUGAUGGAAGCUUAUUCUCUAAGUGUCCAGCAUGAACAAACAACUCUCCGCAUACUUCAAGCAAAGCUUGGAUCAGAAGAUCUCCGAACACAGGAUGCUGCUGCAUGGCUUGAGUAUUUUGAGUCCAAGGCUCUCGAGCAACAGGAAGCUGCACGAAAUGGUACCCCAAAACCCGAUGCUUCCAUCGCCAGCAAAGGUCAUUUGAGUGUAUCAGACCUUUUGGAUUAUAUCAACCCGGAUGCGGAGCUCAAAGCAAGAGAAAUUCUAAAGAAACAAGCUCGUGCAAAGAUAAAAGGCAGAAAUGGUCAGAACCAAUCAGAAACUUUUGAAAUAGAGGAUGAGAAGGUUGACACACCAAAACAGGAUUACCCAUGGAGGGAGACUAAUGAUAAGGAGAACAACUCCUACAUACAGCCCAUGGAGCCUAAAGAUGAGAAGCCCAAUAUCACUGUCAUUCAUGUCUCCAAGACAAAUCUAGAGGAUGAUAUCAUCGAGGAAGACACAGCUGAAGAAGGAUGGCAAGAAGCUGUCCCCAAGGGACGAUCUCUGUCAAGCCGCAAAUCUGUGUCAAGAAGACCAAGUUUGGCCAAAAUCAACACAAAUGCAUUAAACAAUGUAGAAAGUCCACGCUAUCGAGUUAGGCCUUCCUCCAGCAUCUCUUCCCCAGGAACACCACCAGCUGAUGCUAUCUUUCCUUCUUCUACUAGUCCCGCUUCUAAGAAGUUGGUAAAAAGUUCUAGCUUCAACCAGAAACUAAGCAUCGUUGCUGCUUCAACUGUAAAUGACACUGAAAAAUCUUUGGGCAACAAGUUGGCAUCUGCAAGUCCUGCCAUCACAGCUACAACUUGCAAGCUAGUUUCGUCAUCAAAUUCAAUCACUAGUCCAUCGACCAGAAAAACCUUAUCAUACAAAGAAGUGGCAUUGGCUCCUCCGGGAACUAUUGUGAAGGUCACAGAAGAUAAAGUGACAAAAGAAAAACAUUCAGAUGACCAGGAUAAUGAAAUUUGCAAGGAAGCACCUAGUAUGGUUCCAAUUGUAGGAGAACAGAUUACAGAUGAUACUAGGGAGGAGAUGAGGGAUCAGGAAACCAUUGAAGAAAAGAAACACACAUCUUCUCCUGUGGGACAUAAGGGCCCUGUGGUGGAGGGAAAAAACCAGGAAAAAAUGAAUUCUAUGGUGGCAGAAGCAUCUAUAGAAUUGGAUAGUUCUAUUGUAGUAGACCGAAAAGAAGAAAAAGAAUCUGCUAUUGUUUCUAGUCCUAAAGAGUCGUUCACUUUGGAAGCAGCAAACAUGACCUUCUCAGGACCUGAGAUAUCAGAAAUAACUGAUACAGCUACUGAAGAUGGUAAAGUAGCUCCUGUAGUGGAAGAAUCUUGUGAAAUAUCAGAAUCAGGAUGCUUUACAGAGAAAGAAACAGAAGCAAGUUCAUCUGCUUCAGAUGGAACACCUGCCAUGCAAGAAAGUGACACCACUGCUUCUACUGAAGAUGCAAGCAAUGUUGGAGAUGAGAUGCAGGAACAGCUGUCUAGUGGCGGUGAAAGCGAGCCCUUGCCAAUGAAAGAGAAAAAGAAUGAAACAGGUGAAAUUGCGAAAGAGCCAAGCAGUAAACUAUCAGCAGCUGCACCUCCAUUCAAUCCAUCAACAAUACCAGUUUUUAGCUCGGUUGCAAUGCCAAGCUUCAAAGAUCAUGGAGGAAUUUUACCACCACCAGUAAAUAUACCUCCAAUGUUGACCCUUCCUGUCCGUAAGCAUCCCCAUCAGUCUGCUACAUCCAGAGUACCUUAUGGUCCACGGAUUGCUGGUGGUUAUAACCGUUCAGGUCAUCGUGGUCACCGUAACAAGCUGCCAUUUCAGAAUGGUGAGUUAUCUCCUCAUGAUGGGAGCUGUUUCAGUCCAAAAAUAAUGAAUCCUAAUGCUGCAGAGUUUGUUCCUGGCCAGCCUUGGACUCCAAACAACCAUCCAGUGUCCCCAAAGGACUUUCAAGCAUCACCAGAUGGUAUUCCACUUUCCCCUCGAAGUUUCCCUCCGCCAUUAGAUAGUUUAGUGGCUCCACCAGAUAGAUUGAUGGCAUCGCCAACACCUAUUCCCUCAGAUGCCUCUCAUAGUAAUGAAGCUCCUGCAGAAGGAAAUGACGCUAUCAAUAAAGUUCUUGAGGAACCAGUGGAUGAUAACCAGAAUCCAGACACUGAGCAGUGUAACGAAAGCAAAGAUGCUUAUCUGAACACAGAGCAGAGUACUUCUGCAGAGACGACAUUUGAAAAUGUUCUACCAGCAAGUAAAGUUCCAGAAGCUGCAAAAUCCACGGAUAAGCAAAAGUGUUGGGCUGACUACAGCGAUGGUGAAGUUGACGUUGUUGAGGUUGUGAGUUAAGGACAACAGAUACAUGGUCCACGGCGGAAUAAAGUGGAUUUGGUGGCAAUGUUGGAUGAACCUAAGAACGAAACUUUUCUCUGAAAGAUAUUAUUUCCUUGCUUUCUAAAACAUAGGUCCUGAAGCUUAUGUAAUGCUAUCAUGAAAUAUAGUGAAUCAAAGAGGGAGAACUACCGUAGGAGCUAAAUGCUGAAAGCUAUAGAUGGCAAAGAUACUAAGACAGCAGUACGGCUGAUUCAGGUUUUCCUGCCUGUUUUUCUGCAUCAAUUUUCAGGUUUUGAUCACUUGACUUUCAUUGAAAUUAUUUGAUCAGUAACUUUUUUAUUUGUCACAAGACGUACCAAAUAACUUUCCUGCUUUCUAGUGAGCCAUGACUGAAAAUAAUUGCUCCAUGGACAAUAGUAUAGGUUCUAGAUUAUUGUAGGUUGUUUACAAAUGCCUUGUAUCUCGUUACUUCAUGUAGAGGUGGUUGAAUCUUUGUGGUUUCUUUUCUGAAGUUUGCUGGAAUUGAAUUAUGUAUAUUCAGGCUCAA